Daucus carota subsp. sativus is the source of this 2548-nucleotide messenger RNA. Its product is annotated as subtilisin-like protease SBT1.5. Gene Ontology annotation, molecular function: serine-type endopeptidase activity. The record is from RefSeq and is a predicted model, not a curated record. Bases 94 to 2433 code for a protein of 779 amino acids. The transcript has a single exon. NCBI's taxonomy places the organism in Eukaryota, Viridiplantae, Streptophyta, Magnoliopsida, Apiales, Apiaceae. Gene Ontology annotation, biological process: proteolysis.
UUUGUCCUCUUCUUACAGAAAUCACCACACAAUCCAUUAUAAAUCUUCCAUCCUUCUCUGUUCUCAAAAUCAUCAGAAGAAGAAACACAUAAAAUGAGUCAUUUCCUAUGGUUUCUUCUCUCACUCUUCCUCCAACUCCCAUCCUUUUUUGCUCAAUCUCAAACUUACAUAAUCAGAGUCCAAAACGACUUAAAGCCCUCUGUGUUUUCUAAUGUUGAGAAUUGGUAUAAAUCCACUCUUCAAACUCUUGACACCUCUCAACUAAUGAAGGACUCUGAAGAGCUUUCCAAUACUCAAGAGUUUCUCCACAUAUAUAAAACAAUUUUCCAUGGCUUUUCCACUACACUUACCUCCCAACAAGCUGAGCAGCUCAAAAACCAGCCUGGAAUCCUCGCUGUCAUGCCUGACCAACUCCGCCAAAUCCAAACAACUCGCACUCCAAUAUUUCUUGGACUCGAAGGGAAAAAUCCUUCGAGUUUAAUCACUGAAUCUGACUCCGGUUCAGACGCCAUAAUUGGGAUCUUCGACACGGGUAUCUCGCCAGAAUGCCGUAGCUUCCAUGACCAAGGCCUUCCUCCAAUUCCCACACGUUGGAAAGGCGAGUGCGUUGAAGGGGGAAAUUUUAAAAAAUCACACUGUAACAAAAAAUUAAUCGGAGCAAAAUAUUUCAGAGCGGCUUAUGAAGCGAGCAUGAAAAUGAAAGAUGUGAAUAUUAGCGCGGAACUUAAGUCCCCUAGAGACACGCAUGGUCAUGGUACUCACACGGCCUCUACUGCAGCUGGCCGAAAAGUUAGUAACGCAUCGCUGCUCACUCUCGCAGCUGGUGUAGCCAUCGGUGUAGCACCGAAAGCCCGAAUUGCAGCGUACAAAAUAUGCUGGAAAAAAGGCUGUUCUGACGCUGAUAUUCUCGCGGCGUUUGAUGCAGCUGUUGAAGAUGGUGUGGAUGUGAUUUCGUUGUCAGUAGGUGGGGGAACGCUCCCAUACCAUCUUGACCCGAUUGCUAUAGGAUCGUACGGAGCAAUGGAGAAAGGAAUUAUUGUAUCUGCUUCUGCGGGUAACGAAGGCCCUGUUGCACAGUCGGUUGCAAAUGUUGCCCCGUGGAUCACAACUGUUGGAGCUGGCACGAUUGAUAGGAGAUUUCCAGCUGAUUUGAAGCUGGAGAACGAUAAAAUUAUUACUGGCGCCGCGAUUUAUUCAGGUCAGGAUGUGCCUUAUACACCGAUUGUUUAUGCAGGGCAUGCUUUUAUUCGUGAACAAGGGUUUAGUAAUUUUUCUGGAGGAGCUUGUAUGCCGAAAUCUUUAGAUAGUGAUUUGGUUAAGGGGAAAAUCGUGAUAUGUGAUAGAGGAGGAACGUCUCGUGCCACGAAAGGGGAGACUGUGAAAAUUGCUGGUGGGAUUGGAGUUGUGGUUGCGAAUUUAGCAACAACCGGAGAAGGAUUAGUCGCUGAUGCUCAUGUAAUUCCUGGUUUAUCCGUUACUGCAUCGGCUGGUAAAAAGCUUCGAGCUUAUGUUAAAUUAAAUAAAAAUCCGAGGGCUAGUAUCGUUUUUCGUGGUACUCAAGUGGGAGUGAAGCCAGCACCCGUGGUGGCGUCGUUUUCAGCUAGAGGGCCUAAUGCUGAAUCAAUUUAUGUUCUAAAACCUGAUAUAAUCGCGCCAGGUGUUGACAUCCUUGCAGCAUGGCCUAAUGAAGCACCGCCGACUGAAUUAGCCAUGGACACGAGACGCACUGAUUUUAACAUACUGUCAGGGACAUCGAUGUCGUGCCCUCACGUAUCAGGCCUUGUCGCGUUACUCAAAGGAGCCCAUCCUGAUUGGUCACCAGCAAUGGUGAAAUCAGCGCUCAUGACCACGGCCUACACAAUGGACACUGAGGGCAGGCCUAUUCGCGAUGAGAAAGCAUAUAAUGAUUCAACAAUAUGGGACAUGGGAUCGGGACAUGUGGAUCCUGACAAGGCGGUUGAUCCAGGAUUAGUUUACGACUUGACAAGUAUUGACUAUUUAAAUUUCUUAUGCUCGUCAAAUUACAGUCGCCAAGAUAUCCGAUUAAUUGCUAGACGGUCACUAAGGUGUAACAAAACGAAACAGAGGCCUUGGGAUCUGAAUUACCCAGCAAUUGUAGUGGCUUUCGAAGAAUCUGAAGCGUCAAGGUUUGAAGUUAUUGUGAGAAGAACAGUGACACAUGUUAGCGAGAAUGCGUCUAGUUACACAGCAGAAGUUAUUAGUCCGAAACAUGUGAGUGUGAGUGUUGAUCCGCCAAGGAUGAGGUUUACUAAGAAAGGUGAGAAACAAAGUUAUACGGUUCGGAUUUCGGGCAAGAAGAUGGGAGUGUCUGCCGGGAGUAUGUUGUCUGAAGAGGGGAAAUUGAUAUGGAGAGAUGAGCAUCAUGUGGUGAAUACACCUCUUGUUGUGGUUUAUCAGAAGCCUUUGUUUUAGAUUCUGUUGUAAUGUUUGAUCUAGUAUAUGUAGAAAUCUAUGACAAACUUUGACUUGUUCAAGUUUUUGGUGUAAUGUUAGUUCAUGUCUGAAUGUAAGAGUUGCUUAACUGGAA